Lemur catta (Ring-tailed lemur) is the source of this 312-nucleotide messenger RNA. RefSeq names its product TRPC5 opposite strand (gene TRPC5OS). The coding region runs from base 1 to 312 and encodes 103 amino acids. Lineage: Eukaryota; Metazoa; Chordata; Mammalia; Primates; Lemuridae. The transcript has a single exon. The record is from RefSeq and is a predicted model, not a curated record.
AUGGAGUCUGUGACAGUCCCUGUACUAGUUGGUGGGUUUAUUGAUUGUAUAGCCCAAUUAAUAAGAAUAGCUGAAGAGCUUUUACAAUUGAUGUCACAAGAACAAGUUCCUUGUGCAGAACAGGUUGGAGCAGAUGCAUCUCCUCCUGAGGAAGCUUCACUACCAGACCUUGCUGAUACCAUAGACUUAGAAUCAGUACUUGCGCCAAUAGAGGAUGAAGACCUACUCUUUGAUGUAGAUGAAAUUAUGUUAGAGAUAGGUGAUGAGUAUGAAGAUAUACUCUCUGGCAUAAAUGAUGACUUAGGUAACUAA